UAAAUAUGUGUUUAUUUUUUAUGUUUUUGUAAGUUGAAACGUACUUCAAACGAAGAGAAGUUUUGAUGAAACGGAACGCAAGCAAUCAUAUCUAUCUGUCAAAUUCUGAACCACGGAUGGGCAGUGAUUUAUGAUUUUGAUAAGAAAGACAGAAAAAUAGUAUUAGAAAUGUGUAUAGUGUACGAUUUUCUAGGGCAGUGUACUUGUAUAAAAUGUGAAAAGCGUCAUUAUAGUAAUUAAGUCACCAUCAUGGAUAACUUUACCGGGUCUAUGGACGAUCCGGUGGCGCAAAGAUGGAAUUCUUCAUCGAUAGACUUCGCAGAAAUAACAAUGGACAGAAACUUUGCCCUGCUGCUGGUGUCGCUUAUAUCUGCGAUACUAUGGAUCGUUUAUAUAACGUACUACAACAGCCGAGUGCUGGGCUACAUCCUGACCAGGCUCAUUAACAAAUUCUAUUUCCAAGACGACAAUUUCAAAAUAGGUUCCUUCACACUAAAUGCUCUGUCGGGUAAGAUAAUGUUUAGAGACAUAGUGUACAUCAACUAUGACUACACACUACGAAUACAAGAUGGCUACUUGAUAUUCCGAUGGUGGCGGUCUUACGUACCCAAGGAUGUAUCAGAAGACUUGUCACACUCCGACACUCGGCUGUCAAUUAUGCUAAACGGAUUCGAGCUACACUUCUAUAACCGUUGCGACCUUUACAAUGAACUCGAAAAACUGUUCGGUCUUGAGCCAGUUAUAAAGCAACAGAAUGAUGACGACUACACAGACAGAGACAAAGCUAUGAACGAUGCCAACGAGAAGCGACGCCGGGCGCAGGAGACUGUCCGUUCAGAGGCAGCCAUGGCUCGCACCUGGCGAGACCUCAUCCCUGUCAUCAAAAUCGAUAUCUGCUCUGGAAGAGUGGUUUUCGGAAAUAGAUUAGUCCCCACAACAUUGUCGAUAAGCGUGGAAGAGUCCCACUUAGUAUACAGUACAAAGCCCCCCGCCUCCAGCCUCGACCACCUUAUGCAUUUCGUUAAAGCCAAAGCAGAAAACUGCAAAGUGAUGCUCGCGCCCAGUCCUAACUAUACGUCGAUGGUUGACGAACCGCCGCGGUACAUGGGAGAAGGGUUCGUAGUAAUGAGCUCCAAUUAUAUCGAAGUGUACUUCUACAUGGACGAACCAGGUCUAGUGCCCGAACAACCAGUACUACUGCAGUUAGCCAAUGGAGACAUUGUAGAGUCAGCGCCACCAAUAUGGGGCGUCGAUAUCAAAUGUGGUAAAGGUACAGACUUCAGCUAUGGCCCCUGGGCUGACCGACAAAGAGACCAUCUUUUCAAAUUCUUCUUCCCACCGAACUAUAAAAACUUAGAGGUAACUCCACAGCCAAAGCCUGGUGAUAUUAGACAAACGCAAUCGUUUGACAUAAGACUGUCUACUUUAAAUGAAGCCACUAUUGAUAUUUUAUUCACAAAAAAUAAAGAAACGAAUGCUGUGCAUAUAAAUAUUGGCGCGGGUUCAUACCUCGAAGUAACACUCCCCUGGAUCGUGUUACAAGACGGGUACACGACAAAAAUUACAGGGCAACUGUUACAUUUAGAAGCAACAACGAGUCUGCAGUACAGAAGUUUGGCUGAAAGUGAAACUUUAGAGUACACAGUCAAAUGCCACUAUCCACUCGUGUGGAACCAUCACCAGUGUUGGCAGUUAAGUCUGACUGGUUGUAAAGCUACUACACAUCUAGUUUACACACAUAUAGACUUCUUUCAAGAUCUCAUAAACGAUUGGUCGACGAAAGCUCGUCCCGACAUUUUACACUUUGUACCUUACACCUGGAAAAUAUCCCUGCUGCUCAAAGAGUGUGAGGUAGUGACAGUGAGCAACCAAUACAACUGGAUAGAUUGCAGUUCUACGAAUCAGGAGAAUAAUCACGUGGCAUUCUGUGGAGAUCUACUCGACGUCUCCUUUGAUCUGCCGUUUGUUGAUUUCUUGCCAGAUGUGAUACCACUGAAGAUCUGGGUCCAAGGUGAAGCUGUCGACAUGAGUCUCUACCUGCCCGAAGUAAACACAUCGAAGUUAUUACUUCUAUCUCUUGAUAAAAAUAUGAAGUUAGUACCAUGUAGAUUAAAAGCCUCCAAAUGGAGAAGAAAAUGCGUUAAGUCGCAAGGCUGGGUGGAUUGUUGGUCUGUUCCUAUUGUCGCUCUGAGCGUUAGAUAUAAUUACCAUCCCAUUCCUCCACUUGGCCCUGAACCUCAGGCUGACAUAACAACACCAGAAAAAGAAGAAAUAUUACUAUCGCCAAUGAGAAUACCAAGAAUGAGAAAGCAACCCCAAAUUAACUGGGCUUUAGAUGGAAAUAAUUUCGAUAGAACGACGUUACCCCCAGAUAAAGUAAGCGUAGAACUAGAAGUGGGACCUUCUAUCCUACUGGCCUAUGGAACUAUUAUUACUAGCUUUAUGAAUUUACUAGAAAACAUAUUUGGCGAAGACCAAACAUUUACUGACAUGCAGAAAUCUCCAAAUGGAAACUUUUUACUGGUCCAGUGAAAAUGCAAAAAUGAAUGACAAAAGUAGUGUCAAUCAACAUAAUGAGAUAUCAAUAGAUGAUUCUACCGACUCGAGUAAAGGUCCAUUUGACCCCCGACACUACAGACCAUUAGAUGUGACUGUAUCUAUUAUAAUCCACGACAUUCAAGCGCAUUUAGUUAAAAAUUGCAGUGAAAGUGAGCCGCCGUGUCCAGUCAUUCUGAUCGAACGAUUUGGAUUUGAAAUGGACAAAAGCUUUAGGGAGACCAAAUUACAAUUAUUAUUGAGUCCUUCAAUAUUGGUAUCUGCAAAUAACUUGUCGAGAUCAAACCCAAUGAAUUCAGGGGCCUUGUAUCAAGGUCACUUGAUGCUGUCUUCUUUCCAACUUCGAGGGAAUGGUUUCUUCAGUGACACGAACAGAAAUGUUGAGGAAGAUACUGUGGAGUACGCCUGGAUGAUGGAGCUUCAACUCGGUCAGUUAACCGGGCGUCUCACUUUGCCCCAAUUGUACCAAAUCAUAUCUUCCUUAGAAACAUUCUUGCUACUCAUUUGUGAUAGCGAAAACGAAUUAGUUCCGCCUAACCCAGCUAAACAAUGCCACCACGGAGUGAACAAUGUGAUGUGUCAGGAAACAGACCUCACUUUAAAAUACAGAUGCCCAACGGCGAACGAAAUAAAAUACAAGAUGAUACGAGUUGCGAUUGAUCUCAUUGACAUUUACAUCGCAGAUUCGAACACCACACUACAGACAUGGAUAUCACCAGUCAGACUCAGCUUUUGUAAUUUACACGGCUCCGGUUUCGGCACUGGGGUUACUGGUUUAUUGCCAAAUAUAAAAUUAGCUCUCUACACACAAACUAACAUGCAAACAAAUACUCAUCAUCAUUCUAACGGAAGCAACAAUAGCCAAAACAAACCUCCCGAAAGUGACAAUUGGGUUGGAGUUGGUUCGGUUGCUUUAGGUCCUCUGUUGAUAGAAGCCGCCUCGUCACUGCCACAGACACCAAAAAAUCUCCACUUAGUUCAACAGAAGUUCUUAAAAUUACACGAUGAUAAAACAAAAAGGCUUUGGUUCUUAUGGCCUGUUGAUGGAAAGAGCUCACAAUGUGGUUGUACCGGUGGCUGCGCGUUCUUUGGUUCCAAUAGAAAUGGACCUAACUUCUUGAAACCAAAUCCCAACGACCUCAACGACGGCAUUAAUGUGGCCAUGUUUAAUAUCAUAGAAACGACGCCAGGAGAGUACGGAUACGGACAGAGCUUGUUACACUCUGGACAGCUUGUGUUCCAUACUCCACCGUAUAAUAGUUUAAACGUCUGCCUCCAGCCAACCAACGUGGCAACAUUAAUACCAUCGCCACUGCCACAGAGCUUGAAUAAGUCUCCUCAAAGUACUGAACGUCGCAGCCUUACUAGAAGGUUCUCAUACACAAGUAUGAGCAAAGGAAGCAACAACCUUUUGGUCUCCAGCACGAAAAGUGAUGUUCCUUACGCUCGCUUAGUGGAUUCCUCCGUGCCACUGGGUAGCACUAAGAUUGACAGCGAUUCAAAACUCAACAAGAGUAUAUUGAACGUUCCUCAGAUGGAGAGUAGUGUCUCUGAUUCUAAGUUGGCACUCAGUUGUGGAGUCAAAGACGCCAAGAAACCAGUUCCGACAGAAGGUGAAACGUUUGCAGUACCAAAAGUACCAAUGAGAAAUGUAGCAGUGUCGGAGUCACACUACUCCUUGAAUUCGCAAGUACCACCCGAAGAUACACUACCUCAAGAAGUGCAGAGAACUAUGUCUAUAACAAGCGAGAAUCAUUCCGAAGCUUUCUUCUCCGCUGAUGAGGACAUGUUCCCAAGUCGAUCCUCAAGUUUGAAGCAUUCAUUUGGCAGUCGUCACAGUAAUCCCAGAGAUAAAAGUUCGUUCGGCAUCAACGACAUAUCUAACGAAAAGUGGUCCGCGCCUAAAUCGGAGCCAGUAGACAUUCCAGAUACGAUAAGCAAUUUGAGCACUGGCGUCCAACCAGACUCUGAAAGUGGGUCUGUAUCAUCAACAUCCUUCAUUUCCGCAAUCUCUUCACAAGAAGAUAUGACGCUGGUCAAUCUUCACAUGCAGACAAACAAGCCCAUAGUAGAUUCUCCUCUCCUAAUGGCCAGUUACAUGCAUAACUUGCCUCAAUACAAGUGUUCCAACUGGGGCACGUGCUCCUUACCUAGUGGGAGUGAUGUGUUCACGUUGCCUUUAUUUAAAAGGGCUGAUGACGGCACUUUGGUAUACGUCGGACAAAAAUAUCUACCAAGUUUUGAACCGCUUGGAAAAAUUAACAUCCUCAGAUUGGUAUCAAAGAAAGAUCAUAAUAAUCAAAAUCAGCAUGGACCAUACUCUAACUUGCCCCCACAUUUUAAUUCGCAAGUGAAAGCACAUCCUUAUCCACAAGGAUGGUGGGACGUGCAGCAAACUGUGCAAGACAGUCAAGAGAACACGACGGAGAAGAGUACUACGUCAACAGUCACUACGACAAGCGACUCCAAGAGCGGUUUGUUUGUGAAACUUCGAGGUGAGAUCGAUAUCAUGUUGACACCUCUAGUCCUGGAAAGUACGCAAAAAUUCGUCGAGUCUCUCACACCAGUGUUAGCGAAUAUACAUCCUAUAACUGUGAUAAACCACUUGCGUCUGCUUUGCAUAUCAACUGUGUCCAGUGCUAACGUGCUGAAACAAAAGCAGUAUGUCCAGAAUUGGCUCCCACAGAUGCAGGACCGCAGCCAGUCGAACUUGGUAUCAGAUAAGGACGACAAAUGCAAAUUGGCAACGAUACCUCAUUCCAAUGUGUAUGAAGAGAGCAUUUGUGAGUCGUUACAAGCGACGGUGACUAUUCCGAAGGUAAACAUGAUAUUCAUACAGUCUUCGGUGGUGGAGGACAUGAUAUCCUUCUCAGCUUUAGACAACAUACAAGACUUGACCUGUGUUUCAUUGUUUGGAGUAUCUGUUGAGAACAUUAUCGCGAAAUAUGUCAGUACGAGGAAGAACCUGGAGUCUGUGCAGUUGUACUACAGACCGACUCUAAGGGCUUUGGGAAGCAAGAAGUCCUUUGGUAUAAUGAAGGGACCUCGUGCGUUGAUAUCCGCACAGACUUCUGGAAAGAGACGGGGGCCAGAGAGAGGCGAGCCAGUUUAUAUUGAGGCUUCACAGCAGCAGUGUGAAGAUACCACUAUUACUUUGAAUGUUGGCAAAGUCCACGGUCAACUUCGCCGCAUCCGCAACGAAUCUUCGCAACUAAAAGACGUAACGAUCACUGGCAUACCGUGCCAACAUUCCAAAGUGUCCUUUAAAUUCAUUCGAGUUGACUCCUGUGCUAAAGGAUGCGAGUCCAUGUGUUGCCAAAAUGGAACUGCAGCUGAGGGUCAGAAAGAUAAUCCUAUAGGCUUCAUCAUGUUCGAAUGUGGUCUAGAAGGCAUCUCGAUAAAAGUGUCGAAACACUCGCAAUCACACAAGCCACAGGCGCAAGCUGAGGAGAAGAAGCCACUGCGACCAGACAACGAGAGCUGUCGAGAGUCUGUCAAGUCUGCUGAAGAGUCGAAACCUGAUAAAGACAGGAGUACAAAAAGCAGGACCUCAGGGAUUGAAGAUCUGUUCAGAAAGAGGGAUUCUAGUUCUAAGCCUAGCACUCCUAACCUUGGAACUGCCCAACCGCCUCCAGUUCCACCUCCUCCCGAACCUUCAACUCCAGGGCCUGAUGAACCCUCAAACAACGACAGCACAGCUACUGUGGUGCCUCUCAAGGACAAUGGGAAUACUUCAUCGUGUGCUAUCGACUUGAAAGUGGUUUGGUUUAAUUUCGCCGCUCCACCGAGGACUCCUAUCACGAAGAAGAUUGACUAUACACGACUGGACUGGAACCUGUUAAGCACAGCGUCCCCAGCCAUCAACGCGUGGAUGAACCCGUGCAACCGGCUGGGCAUCCGCGUGGUGGCCCUGUACCGCGCGUACGCCCGGCGCCUGACUGCCACGGCGGCCAGUCUCAUGGCUGCGGCACUGGACCUUGCUCCCCAUCAUACACUGCCCAAGAGUCGCUACGGCCGCCACACGCCGAUGGCCAAACAGUUGCGCGAGGAGCCGUCCCUGCAGCUCUGCGCCGUCCUGCUGCGGUACGCGCUGCAGGCCGACGCGGCCGCGGUGCAGGCCGACCUGGCUGAACGACAUCUACCCUCGCUGUCUACCUUGAGACAGGGUGUAAUAGUGCUGAGUCGCCAAUGGAAGAACAUCCUGUACACGCCGUUGUUACUGGAACAUAACUAUAAGAGCAAAGUGAUGAAGCCACUUAAUGUUACCUUCGCUUUACCUGAUCUACUAGAGGACUCAGUCGAAGGAUGGCAAGAAUAUCCUCUGGAGACUGAAGCGUUGGAUGAGAACUGUCUCCUACUCAACAUGGACGUCGAUAAAGCCAACGUUCCUGCGGGCGGCGCGGCGGCUAGCCCGCGCCCGCACUCCUUCCCCUCCACGCCGCCCUCCGUGCGGGGAGCCCAAAGCAGUCGAGCGAGCCUCGUGUUCCCUUCACUGCCAUUCUCCACCAGGAAACCAGUCUUCAAUGACGACGCCAUCGCUAUAGACUACGGAACUUUGAAAGAAGACCUGCCUACAGUAGGGUCUAACCCAUCACUAUACUCGCCGCACGGCAGCGAUGAAAACAUCAAGAAUGAUCGCGCCAGAGAAGACCUGUACCAGUGGAUGGCCAAACAAGAACCUAUUAAAGUGGAGCCAAAGAGCAAGAAGCCAAUAAUUCCUCCUUCGAAGAUGAACCCCCGCGCGGUGGCGGCCGCCAUGCCUGCCUGCAGCCUGUACCCGCUGCAGGGGUCCCUGAUGUUGCUGGACGCCCAUCUUGUCUUCCAACCCUUCCUCGCUGCGCUUGGAGUCUCGCCGCAUCAAGUUACUCAAGGAGAAUCUAAGAACAAGAGUGGUUCAGGAGAGGGAGUGAACUCAGGUCCCCCCGCUUUAGACUCACUGGGAUCGAAGCUAUCAUUGGUAGCCUGGAUGGAUAUGUUCCGCAUCGACAUAGUCGUCAGCGACCUCGCUGCGAGGGACCGGCGACAUGCUGGGAAGGGGAAGAGUCCGCAAAGUCACGGCGCGAUUCAAUCAGAGACUCCAGCGUUCCUCUGCGAGAAGGUCUCCAUCGACGUGGAUCUGAAGAAGGUGGCAGACGUGGCAGUGGACGACCUCAUACAGCGACAGAAUGUCCUGUAUAUCUCUAGGGGACAGCUCAAGAAGCAUAUCAGUACUAUGCUCAACUUCAACAUCAGUAUACGGUUUAUAUCGCAACAGGUGAACAUGCCACUCCUCCGCCUGCUGCAUCAGAUCAGCAACAUGUACCAGAACGUGAAGGACACGCAGAUAGAACUGCGGACACAGACCAAGAUAUCUCAUCGACAGAAUAAACACACCUCCUCCUCUGUAUCUGACUUCAGAGAAAACCUAGUAAGCGUAUCCUCUCUAGAAAAAGAGGUUCAAUACGCGACUCUAGAACCGAAGUGGGACCUGAUGGCUCCCACCCUGACUCCCGAGCUGGCUGCAGCAGUGCCGCAGUCCCUCAGCCAACAGAAACUGGCUCAGCCGACUAGGCCACGACCACAGUCCUUUGCGCAGAAACUUAGAUCUACCGGCAAGAGUGUUAAAGGAAAACUUGGCUACAGCUCACUAAACGAAGGCGCCCACACGCCGAUGUACGCGGCGACCCGUAGUUCCCUGGGUGCAGGCAGCCCGGGCCCCGGCGUGCCCCCCAGCGCGGCCCCCAGUCCGGGCGGGGGUGUCCCCCCCGAGCUUAGUUCCCCCUCAGCGGACGCGGCGGAUGGCAAGCUGGCGCCGCGCUGCUGGAGGACUGUAUACUUACUGCUAGAUCUGUACGCUAAUAUGCCUGAUGCAGAGACUAUUACGCACAGGUUCUCAGUAACAACAGACCUCCCAGAGCAGUACCGCCACAGCCGGCCCCAACGACCGAGCUCGAGGGAACAGAACACCAGCAACUCCUCCUCUAGCGCAGCAAACAUGGGCAUGGUGGUCGUCGGAGUCGCCAGGAUCCACCGCACUCGUCUCCUGGCAUCUCUAUCUGGUCUAAAGCUGGAAGCGGAGAUAACAUCUCUCCAGGCUUCACUAUCAGCGUCACGAUCACGCCAGUGGUCACUCACUGGUAACCUGGGGAGGACCAUGAUUGUGCUGCUAGAAGGAGUCGCUCCUAACCAUCAGACGGUGGUCCGUGUAAGCGUGGGCAAGUCUCAAGCGCUGUACGGCUGGGAGGCAGGCAGGCCUGGAGCCACCGCACUGCUCAGCGUGGGGGGAGUCAGGGUCGACCUGCCCCAGCAUCCCGUAGCUCUGCAUGGGGUCAUGACGCGCUCUAGUCGACAGCUGUCUUCUACGCUGCAGGAACUAGGUGUAACCCGUACAUCAUCUCGUCUCUCCCGGACGGGUCCCAGUGGUCCAUCCUCUGGUCCGACGGGUACUAGUGGUGGGGCCGGUGGGUCAGGGUCGUCAUCCGAGGGCUCCCCAGCCCCCGCCCCCCGCCCCCCUCGCGUGCCCCGGCCGCCGCCUGCGCAUCCUCUGCUGAACCCACUGCAUCUACAUUUCUCUAUUGUUUUACAAAGUCUGAGUGUGACAGCAGCUCUGCUGCCGUCUCUGCAGGCGCAAUACAAAAUGGAGCAAGUACAGAGUUCUGGCGUCACCGGCAACAAGGCGCAGUUCACUGUCGACUUGCAACAACACUCGCUCAGCUUCGUCACUAAGCUACAGAUGGCGGAGGUGGGCGCGGCGUCGCUGCCGGCGGAGGCGGCGGUGUGGCUGCCGGGCGUGCACGUGGCGGGGCGCGUGCUGGAGCAGCGCGGGGCGGCGCGCCGCGGCGGCGCCGUGCUGCGCGCCGGACGGUACGUCGCCGCCUCCGCAGACAUCGGACUCUUCGAGCACACGCUCUCCACAGACCUGCUCAACCAUCUCGUCUUCGUGCAGAAGGUCUUCAUGAAGGAAGUGAACGAGGUAGUUCAGAAAGUGUACGGCGGUGAGAAGCCAGUACCUCUGUGGAACGAAGAAGAAGCAUCCACGUCAGCUCUCAGCAGGAUUCUAUUCUCACUUACUAUUAGAAUAAAGCGUAUACAACUAACAGCAACGACUCCAAGUAACUCAGCGGUGCGACUGGAGACGGGUGCCGUAGAGUUCGAGAUAUCGAACCGUGUACAGAACGUACAACAACCCACUGAGCCACAUGAAGUACGAAUGUUCGCCAGAGCUCAGGUUGACGUCAAUCUCAGCUUAGGACAAUUAAUCAGAAAUGCAAUGUUCGAAGAAGCAGAGGCAGAGUUCCAACAGUACGCCUUCUUCAAUACUAGGAUAUCGAUGCGCAACGCCUUCCAAGACGAGAUGGUAUGCGGCGAUGACAAAGAAGUGGUACUGAUCAAUUUAAAACGACCUCUGAUAUACAUACAACCAGUCGCAGUAGAUAAAGCUAUACUUGUAUGGCUAAACUAUAAGAAUGCGUAUGAGUACUGGAAUGAGAAGAGACUCAAUCUUAAUAAAGAAGUUUUGACGGCUACUCAACAAGUUUUUGAGAAGGUACAACUGACGUCACAGAUCACCACACCACAUCUGAGUACAUUGUUUUUGCAACUAAAUGUAGAUGAUAUUGGAAUAUGUUUGCCGCUAAAUCAACCGCCUAUGGCUCGCUGGGGCCUAGGUCGUGGUGCGUGGGGCGCGUGGUGCGGGGAGGGCGAAGCUCGCGGUGCUGUAGUAGUGACCUUGGAGUCCACACACAUCGGGGCGUGUUCCUCCGGGGCUCUGGUCUCCAAAGGCCGCUUCGUAGGCCUCUGUCUCCGCUUCGCAGACGACUUUGAAGCCUCACUAGAUGAUUGGAAACCUCGAGCUGAUGAACCAAGCCUCAACGUCUGCUGUGUCUCUGAAGGAACUUACGAAGUCUGCAGCAGGACUACCGCUGCUAAACAUAAUGAAAACGCCAAAUGGUUCCUAAAUGUGUCUUGGCAAAUGGAAGGUGUAGACAUACACCUGGAUGUCAAUGUCGGCAAACAACUGUCUGCUUUAGGACACACUCUCACCAUGUUAACAGGAUACGAAGAGGAGGAUCCCCUGAAAAUGGAUUACGAAAGUGAUCUAGACGAUGAAGCUGAUAACAGUAAGGACUCUCAGGAGAGUAUAAUCCUCCGCCGUAAGUACACCGACCACCUGCCAGCAUUUGUCUUCGACACAAGUAUCGACGCUAAAAAGAGGUCCAAACUCAUUGAGAAAGAGAUGAAUGAACAGGCCAAGAUUAUCAACGACCUUCGCACUUUAGGAGCCAGUCAUACUACUAUUGAGUAUGAAAUGAAGAGGCUUCAUGACUUGGAGGCACUUGUAUUUAAGGAUUUUAGACGAGAUAUGAUUCAGAAGCUCCGCCGUCAAAGCGUACGAGCUAGUUCCAUCACGAAGGGUAAAUUGGGAUUAGGUUCCAACAGGAGCAAGUCCUUCGUGGUACCCUCACCACCACAGGAGAGGAAAGACUUCGAAGGUGCUAUAGAACCGAACCUGACCAUGUCCCCGGGUGUCGGAGACUCCGGCGAGACCUUACUGUUAGGAGACGAGGACAACAGACUGGCCGACAUCAUUGAAGGGGGCAGCUGGAGCUCUAUGGAGAGCGAACCGCUUACUGGUCCGUCCCGCUCGGCGUCCCUGCGCGGGGCGGGCGGCGCGGGCGGCGCGCGCGGGCCGCGCGGCCUGCAGGCGGCCGCCGUGCAGCGACAGAGCUCGCUGCCCGCGCAGCCCGACCACUGGCCCGACGACCUGGACGGGGUCGAGCUCAGGAGGAAACCAGACAUCAACGUCCAGCAAUCAGAAGGUCUAAGCUCUGAAGGCAAGACGAAUAAGGCGAAGACUGCUGAGCCCAACAUAGACUUCGAGCUGGACGUGAAGGUGUACAUCAACAGUGGCAAGUGCGUGCUGCACACCAAGGAGCCCAGCAAGGACGACGAUAGUAUAAAGAUUGGCCGCAUGCGCGUAGGUCGCUCAGCAUCAGGCGGGCUAGCAGAGGGCGCGGCGGGGGUGGCAGGGGUGGGGGCGGGGACUGGAGUAGGGGUGGCAGGGGGGAGUAGCUCCCCCCCGGGGGCACGGCGAAAGGCUGCGCAUGCUAGACAUGUACCUGUACUAGAUCUCACCGUCUUCCGGGUGCCCGGACUGGACCUCAAGGUCCACUAUGAAUCGAAAACGCUACCAGAAGAAGCGACAUCCCCUCAAACGAUUCCCCCUCUCCCCUCCCUGAACGUGGGUCCCCGUAAGGUGGGCAUCAAGAAGGCGGCGUUGUUUGCCUGGAUCACGCUGCAGAGCAUUCCUGAGGAGACCAUCAUCAGUCCACAUAUACUGGAGUUCCUGGAACAGACCCUUGAACCUAUACCGACCAAAGCGUCUUUCUCUACUCCUACACCCGAGGCGGAGAGCGGGUCCCGGUCGCGGUCUGCGGAGGGCGCGUCGUACGGGCAGUACGUGUACGCGUCGUUCCCCGUCGACGUCAUCGUGCACUUCCACAUGCAGCCCAGCACCUUCCGCUUCAGCUGCCUGCCCGCCUCGCGCGUCGAGUGCCUGCUGCAGCUGCCCAGUCUGCAGAUUGUCUUCAGCUCCAAGCGGGCUAGCGAUGAGGAAAUGGCAGAACCAGCCGUAGCAAUGGGUGGGUUAAGUGUAACUGGGUGCUUAGCAGACUUUUCAGUGAACAUGUUCCAUCCAUACGGAGGGAAGAAGUCCAGCCUAAAAGAGGCACAAUGGUCUCCCCUCUCUGACACCGAACGCAAAGACUCCCUCAGCAUUAACGUCGAGUUCGUCAAGUUCCACCUCUCUAGAUCCAGGAAAUUGGACUUCCAAACUGAUCAGGAGCAGUCUAAAGCUACUGUUAGGUUCUCAACGAUCGUGGACGUCGGCUCAGCAUGGUUCAAGUAUGACAUGCGUCGACUGGGCGAGAUCUUGGCCUUCCCUAAGGCGUGGUACAGACGUACCAUAGUGAGACGUAUGUUCCUCGGUGACCUUAGUCUACACGACACUAGGGAUCAUGGUAGACCAUCAAGUAGUAACGCUCCCGUAUCUCCCGUUCUACCUCAGAGAGAGAAAACUAAGACUGUUGAUCUUCAGAAGUCCAAAGACAGCACCAAGGCCGGUGCAGUGGGUGCCGGGUCGGUGGGCGCGGCGUGGGAGACGCUCGUACUGUUCGCCGUCAACUUCACGCGACUCAACGUGCAUAUGAACAUGGGCAACGUUAUGGGGAAUGUCAGUUGGCAGAGCCGUGACUUCAACUGUACAGGCCGACUGAGUAUCGGCAGUACGGGGCACCGCAACAUGCUGGUGGGGGUCGCUUUAGCUGGCUCCGAGCUGGACGCUAGGGGCGGCAUCGUGGGGGGAGCCAUCUGUUUGUCCUCCAUUGAUACUUACGUGCACAUCGAGGAGGAGGCGGGCUGCAACCCGGGACAUGUCUGCGGCGUGCGCCUCGCCGCGCUCGAACUGCGCCUCGAGUACAUGGGCACGCCCGUACUGCUCGCGCGCGUCUCGGCCCUGCGCGCGCGCGCCGUCGACGAGUGGCUGGCGCGCGCCCGCGCCGCGCCGCGCCCGCACCCGCCCACCUCCAGACCGGCAAUUAUCCUGACUCAUGGGAAACUGAGUUGGCAUCAGCUACAAAUUCUUAUGUCCCGAAGUACUACGCCAGAUCUCCUGAAGAUGCAGCUGAAACUUGAAGAGUUCUUCACGCAACAGUUCAAGUCCAGCAAGCGAGUGUUCAGCUCUUUACAUCCGAAUUAUACUAAUGCGAGACGUGAUAGACGUGAACCGGCCCAGACGGCGGGCGGCGCGGAGGGCGGUGCGGGCGGGCCGGGCGGUGCGGGCGGUGCGGGCGGUGGGCAGGCCGAGCUGCGCCACCACCGCCACUGGCAGAAGGUGCUGCAGCUGGUCUCCGGCAUGCAGCUGUCUACGCUCUCCACCCCGCUGCCGGCCAAUGGCACUGUACUAGGUGGUACUAUGGAGUUGCACGGCACCAACAUAUCCCUGGCCUGCUUCCACGGGAACAGCUUCAAGGCCAAGUCUUGGGCACUGUUCAGUCUCAAGGACCCGAGUAUAAGCUUUGCCACUGAGGCUCAGCAGGUCGCCAGUGAGGACGGUCCGCUGGAGGUGCACGUGGUGCAGAGCCUGACGGCGAGCCUGGGCGGCGCGGGCGGCGCGGGCGCGGCGGCGCGCGCGCACGUGUCCAUGGCCACGGUGUGCCGCAUGACGCGCGCCAUGCUGUUCCCGCCGCAGUUCAAGACGCUAAGGGAGUGGUUCCACUACGCGUUCGCUAACAGUGAGAUUGACGCAAUCGAGUUAUUCCCAUCCCUGGAGCGCGAGCCAGCCCCUGCCCCCGGGGGCGCAGGCCCGGCGGCCGAGCGCAAGCCGGCGGCGGACAAACACGUCCGGGAAGUCAUAUUCGCACUGCCAUCGCUACAACUACAUCUACGGACGCAUCAUCUACAGGCUAAUACACCGCCCACUGAGACUGAUGAAAAACCAGUAGUAGAAUGCAGCUUCAUCACGGAGUUUGAGGACCAUAUCUUCGUGUCAGUGGACGCGGAGGCGUUCCUGUUCUUACACGAUCUUAUAUCUUCUUAUAUCAAGGAGAAAGAUAGAGUGAUGUCCGGCGGGCGCGGCGCGUGGGCGGAGGGCGCGGGCGCGGGGCCCAGCGCGGGGCCCGGCGCGCGCCCGCGCCCCGAGGACUACCGGGACUACCGCUGCGUCACCUGGCAUCUGGAGCCCACCGUGCGACUAUUAUCCUGGGCUGGGAAGUCCAUCGAGCCAUACGGAGUGGACUACAUCCUACAGAAAUUAGGCUUCAGCCACGCUCGCACCACCAUACCCAAGUGGUUGCAGAGAGGGACGCUCGACCCACUCGACAAACUGCUCUCACUUGUACUACUGCGUCUCGUCGCCAUCGUGCCACACAAGUGAUACUAAACUUUACACCCAGAGCACACGACUCA
Spodoptera littoralis (African cotton leafworm) is the source of this 14499-nucleotide messenger RNA. The record is from the annotation of a GenBank genome assembly. NCBI's taxonomy places the organism in Eukaryota, Metazoa, Arthropoda, Insecta, Lepidoptera, Noctuidae.